Molecule: messenger RNA, 1792 nt
Organism: Rosa chinensis
Lineage: Eukaryota; Viridiplantae; Streptophyta; Magnoliopsida; Rosales; Rosaceae
Product: cytochrome P450 89A2
Exons: 2
Coding region: 102-1667 (521 amino acids)
Cellular component (GO): membrane
Molecular function (GO): iron ion binding; heme binding; oxidoreductase activity, acting on paired donors, with incorporation or reduction of molecular oxygen, NAD(P)H as one donor, and incorporation of one atom of oxygen
Source: RefSeq, a predicted model, not a curated record
UCUCAUCGUAUCCCGGUGUUCUCUUAUAGUAUUUAGUUGCUACAUAUUUAUAUAUACACCAACACCAACUCACCAAGCACUUAAUUUACAGAAACACGGAAAUGAUGUGGUUUCUCAUCUUCAUCCUCUCCCUCUUCAUCGCUUUCCUCCUCAAAUCUCUUCUCUUUCUCUCGAAACCCUCGGCCAAACUCGACGGUACUAUUCUACCGCCAGGACCCACCUCGAUUCCCAUAAUCGGAAACUUCAUAUGGCUCUUCAAACUGACCUCCAGAAUCGAACCCAUCCUUCUUGACCUCCACGCCAAGUACGGCCCCAUCGUCUCUCUCCCCAUCCCCUUCAGCUCUCACCCCGCCAUUUUCAUCAACGACCACUCACUCGCCCACCAAGUCUUGGUCCAAAACGGAGCAGUCUGUUCGGACCGCCCUCCUCCCCAGCCCAUCACCAAGCUCAUCACUAGUGACAACCGUGUCAUCUUCAGCAGUGGCUACGGCCCAACAUGGCGUCUCCUCCGCCGAAACCUCAUGUCCGAGGUUCUGAACCCUUCUCGGCUCAAGUCCUACGCUUCCUCCCGCAAAUGGGCCUUGGACAUCCUCACCAACCGUCUCGAUCAGUCCGUAUGGUCCAACGGACCAGUCGUCGAAGUUUUAGACCAUUUUCGAUUCUCCAUAACUUCUUUGUUCGUGGAUAUGGUGUUUGGUGAGAAGGUGGAGGAUGAGGCGAAGAUGAAAGAAAUUGCUGAUGUGCAGCGUCGCUUUAUGUUCGGUUUGGUCAGAGGUUUCCAGACCCUAAACUUGGGACCGAGAUGGUUGAACAAGAUUUUGUUCCGUAAGGGUUGGAAUCAGUUCAACGAAAUUCGACAGCAACAAAAGCACCUCCUGCUUCCAUUCAUACGGGCACGAAAGAAGGUGGUGGUGAAACAAGAAAUGGUAGAUAAGAACAGCGAUGAGUUCACAAUAGCAUAUGUUGAUACAUUAAUGGAUUUAGAAGACCCCCGCGAGAAGAGAGCCUUCAAUGAAGAAGAACUAAUGCAUCAAUGCUCGGAGAUUUUGAAUUCCGGCACGGACACCAUGUCCAUAACAUUGCAGUGGACCAUGGCGAAUGUAGUGAAAUACCCACGUGUUCAGAAGAGGCUUGUUGAAGAUAUUAAAAAGGUUGUGGGUGUUGAAAAAUUAGAGCUGAAAGAUGAGGAUCUUCAGAAGAUGCACUACCUAAAAGCGGUGGUGAUGGAGGCUCUAAGGCUUCACCCACCAGGCCACUACGUGGUGCCACACACGGUUACAGAGGACAUUAUUCUGGCUGGACGUUAUACGCUGCCAAAGAACUGUACUGUGAAUUUUAUGGUGGCCGAAAUUGGUCGAGACUCGAGUGUGUGGGACGAGCCCAUGGAGUUUAAACCUGAAAGGUUUAUGAAAGAUGGAGGUAACGUACAAUGUGAUAUAACAGGGAGCAAGGAAAUUAUGAUGAUACCGUUUGGGGCGGGUAGGAGGAUUUGUCCGGGAUUGGGUUUGUCAAUGCUUCUUUUGGAGUAUUUGGUGGCAAAUCUGGUUUGGAAGUACGAGUGGGAGGCUGUGGAUGGAGUUGGUGUUGAUUUGACUGAGAGACAAGAGGCCACCUGGGUAAUGAAGAAUCCACUACAGGCUCAAAUAUCCCCAAGGUUGAACAAAUGAGAAGGAACUAUCAGUUGAUUCUGUAUUAAACGAUUUCACCACUUCGAUCUACUUUACUCAUUUGAUGUCAAUUUUCGAUUUGACAACACCAGCAUAUAUUUAUCAACUUCAACAUCUCUAUCAUC